Messenger RNA from Xenopus laevis (African clawed frog), 5012 nucleotides. It is a transcript of the gene trim71.S, whose product is annotated as tripartite motif containing 71, E3 ubiquitin protein ligase S homeolog. The record is from RefSeq and is a predicted model, not a curated record. Gene Ontology annotation, molecular function: zinc ion binding; miRNA binding; ubiquitin protein ligase activity. Bases 981 to 3548 code for a protein of 855 amino acids. Gene Ontology annotation, cellular component: P-body. NCBI's taxonomy places the organism in Eukaryota, Metazoa, Chordata, Amphibia, Anura, Pipidae. The transcript is spliced from 5 exons. Gene Ontology annotation, biological process: regulatory ncRNA-mediated gene silencing; negative regulation of translation; protein polyubiquitination.
GCAUGUUCUUCACUGAGCGUCCAUCACGCACUUUCCAUGAAGUAGUGUCAUGUGGUGUGUAUUGUACAUGGCACAUUACUGCUGCUGUUUAGCGUUUCCUGUUUUUCUGUUGGCACCCCUCCCUCUCCUGCACUAUCCCACCCCUAAGGGCUCUGGCGGAAGUGAGGGCGCUGCUGCUCUGUACACUAGAGAGCUAGGGAAGGAGGCGAACAGUGAUCACACGAGUGCAGAGGCAGGUUUACUAUAGGGCGAAACCACCCCGCCCGCUCGCAAGAGCCACGAGCAGCAGCAGCAGCAGCUUGAGGAGGUGCAUUCUACUGACAGUAUGUGAAGGAGCGUGUGCUCAGGGCUGGGAAGAGCAACAAGAGAGCGCACUGAGGAGCAUGGGGGGCUGCUGUCUGCACUCACGGCUCCCCUGGGGAUCAGCUUGCACUAGCUACUACCUCAUGUGAAAAGACGCACCCCCCCACUGGGCUUUGAACUCCUCGUGCAUGUGAGAGCACCAGCAGCCUCCCAUGGACUGGAGUGUGAGGGGCACAGUGAGCUGUGAUGCGGGGGUGUGACAGGGGAGCCUGGCUGCAAGUGAAGCAGUGAAGUGCAGGGAGGCAGCUCUGACUCUCACACCGAGUAGGAGACUGGCAUGCAGGGCAGCUCAGCACAUUUACACACAGCCGGGCCACUUUACCAGCACUGCCCCAGCCUGUCCCCUGUGCCUGUCACCCUAAGCCGUGCAGCCCCAGGCGCAGCUCCGAGGCACGGUGACACCAACUAGCCAUUGGUCGGGCCACUUCAAGCAGCAGCCACACAGGAGCAAGUGGACAGAGAGAAGGGGGUGUGUACCCAUGCAUUGCUGCUGCCACACUGAGCCUGGAGUGUUCAUGUACCGCAAGCGGCUGCCACAGAGGAAGGCGAUGUCAACGGGCUCCCCAUUGGUUCCACAUUAGCUCGGCCAGUUGUCCUGUCACUGCCUCUCUAUGUAAAUGGCUUCAUUCCCGGAGUCCGAUUUCCAGCUGUGCCCCCUGUGUAAGGAGAUGUGCAUGUCCUCUGCCCCCAUCUCCUCCUCCAGCUCUUCCUCAUCCUCCUCCCAGGUGUCCAACAGCAGCAGUAGUGCUGGCAGCGCAGGAGGAGGUAGCGGCACCGGCUUGGCCUCGGCUCCCCUCCGCAGGCUGCACGUUCUCCCGUGUCUACACGCCUUCUGUCGCCAGUGUCUGGAGGGGCGCCGGACCCCCGGGGAUUCUCUCCAGCUGCGCUGCCCGAUCUGCGACCACAAGGUGCUCAUCUCCGAGGCCGGAAUGGAUGCGCUGCCCUCUUCUACCUUCCUGCACCUCAGCAACCUGCUGGACUCGGUGGUGGGCACAGCCGAUGAGCAGCAACAGAGUAACGGCGGUCGGGCCAAUUUGAACCGACAUCGCUCAGCUUCGUGUUCUUCCUCCGGCCUCCUCCGCAGAGCACCCCCCUGCAAGUCCGAGCCGCGGUGUUCCUCUUGUGACGAGGGCAAUGGGGCCAGCUCGCACUGUUUGGACUGCCAGGAGAACUUGUGCGACAACUGCCUGCGGGCACACCAGCGAGUCCGACUUACCAAGGACCACUUCAUAGAGCGCUUCCCUGCCUCCCCCUGCAGCUCCGCGACUUCCAGUGUCGCCACUACCUUGUCCUCUUCCAGCUCGGCCUUCUCCCUCUUGCCUGUCUACCCCGAGAGACUCUACUGCCAGCAGCACGAUGAGGAGAUUUACAAAUAUGGAAUGCGCAAGAGAGGGUAUACCCUGGCGGAUCUGGUGAGGAUUAAGAAUUGGGUCCUGCAUUUCUACUGUGACUCCUGCUCUGUUCCUAUAUGUCGUGAAUGCACUAUGGGCCGUCAUGCUGGGCACAGCUUUGUCUACCUCCAGGAAGCUCUUCAGGACUCAAGGGCACUAACUAUUCAGCUGCUGGCUGAUGCCCAACAAGGCCGUCAAGCAAUUCAGAUGAGUCUAGAGCAGGCUCAAGCAUUGGCAGAACAAGUUGAGAUGAAAUCCAAAGUGGUGCAGUCCGAGAUCAAAGCAGUCACGUCUAGACAUAAGAAGGCAUUGGAAGAGAGAGAAUGUGAGCUGCUCUGGAAGGUUGAAAAGAUACGUCAGGUGAAAGCAAAGUCUCUUUAUCACCAAGUUGAAAAACUCCACCAGGCCCUUAAUAAGCUGGACAGCACAAUUAAUGCAGUGCAGCAAGUCUUGGAGGAAGGCUGUACUAUGGAUAUCCUCAUAGCUCGUGAUCGUGUUUUGGCUCAGGUGCAGGAUGUAAAGAAUGCUAGAGGCCUUCUACAACUUCAAGAAGAUGACAGGAUUAUGUUUACUCCUCCUGACCAAGCCUUGUUCCUUGCCAUCAAAUCCAUGGGUCUUGUCAGCAGUGGAGCUUUUGCAGCUUUGACUAAAGCCACUGGAGAAGGACUUAAACGUGCCCUACAGGGAAAAGUUGCAUCAUUCACUGUAAUAGGAUAUGACCAUGAUGGAGAAGCCUGCCUCUCAGGUGGGGACCUCAUAACAGUGUUGGUGAUGGGUCCAGAUGGCAAUCUCUUUGCUGCUGAGGUCAGUGAUCAGCUGAAUGGUACCUACUUAGUGAGCUACCGGCCUCAGCUGGAAGGGGAGCACCUUAUUUCUGUCAUGGUUUGCAACCAACACAUAGAAAGCAGUCCCUUUAAAGUUAAUGUAAAAUCAGGACGUUGCUACUCGGGUAUUGGACUUCCUACCCUCUCUUUUGGUGGGGAGGGUGAUAAUGAUGGGAAACUUUGCCGCCCCUGGGGAGUUUGUGUUGACAGGGAAGGUUACAUAAUUGUGGCUGAUAGGAGCAACAACCGUGUCCAAAUUUUUAAGCCAUGUGGUACCUUCCAUCACAAAUUUGGCAGCCUUGGCUCUAGACCUGGACAGUUUGAUCGACCUGCUGGAGUAGCUUGUGACAGUUCACGUAGAAUUGUUGUUGCAGACAAAGACAACCACCGUGUUCAAAUAUUUACCUUUGAAGGCCAAUUCUUACUGAAGUUUGGUGAAAAGGGGACCAAGAAUGGCAUGUUCAACUACCCUUGGGAUGUGGCAGUUAAUUCUGAAGGAAAGAUCUUAGUUUCAGACACUCGAAACCACCGUGUCCAGCUGUUUGGUCCUGAUGGGACAUUCCUUAACAAGUAUGGCUUUGAGGGUGCACUCUGGAAGCACUUUGACUCUCCCCGAGGUGUAGCAUUUAGCCAGGAUGGCUAUCUGGUUGUGACUGACUUUAAUAAUCAUAGGUUAUUAAUAAUCAAGCCAGACUGUCAGUCAGCACAUUUCUUGGGCACAGAGGGCACAGGCAAUGGGCAGUUUUUGCGACCACAGGGUGUAGCAGUUGACCAGGAAGGCCGCAUCAUUGUGGCAGACUCCAGAAAUCACAGAGUGCAGAUAUUUGAGCCAAAUGGCAGCUUUCUGUGCAAGCUUGGAACGCAAGGAAGCGGCUUAGGUCAAAUGGAUCGCCCAUCUGGUAUAGCUGUAACUCCUGAUGGCACAAUUGUUGUGGUGGAUUUUGGUAAUAACCGCAUUCUAGCCUUUUGAUCUGUUCUCAACGCAAAACUGUCUCAGGGAAACCCAUUCAAGAAACAAAUAUUGAAAUGAGCAACUACCUCAUACUUUUGUCUAGCAAACACAUAUACUGUUACCUAGAUACAGCCUGUGAAGAGUAAAUCAAAUUCAGGAAAUAUCUACCUCAAAACCUCUUGGAAGGAGGGGUGUUAAUUAUCCUGCUUUAUUUCUCUCAAACUGCACAACGGAUUAAGUUCAUACCUCAAAUAAAAAAAAAUAAAAAAAGAUACAUUUUGGAACUGCACCUGCUUGGAGAUUGCAUAAAAAUCUCUCGUGAAUAAGCCAAAAGGGCUAUAAACUACAAAGAAAAGUACUGGGAAUUGUUUGUUUAAAACAAACGUGUCCUCUAUAACCAAAUUGUUGGAUUUCUUCUUUACCAGUGCUGCUGCAACAGAGGGCACCUUGUUUCUUUCCAAUACCUCCAUGUGUUUUAAAACAAAGAUACCUCAGCAUGCAUAUUUUACAAAGUGUUUUUUUUUCCUUCUAGAAUUUCAAAUACCUCAGUAGUUGAAGCUGUAAUUCUUUUAUGUAUAUUUGCUGUUAAAGCACAGUAACAUGUUGCUUGACUUAUUUCAGAUUAGUCACAUGUUUUCCUCUCAUGUCUGUAUUCAUUUUACAGAUUCCAUCCAGUACUAGACAUGUUUGUUAGCAUGGCAGGAUGGUUUUUACUUGUUUCACUGGAAUACCCUCUAGGGGAUGAAGAGUGUGAAAAGGUGAGGAUCAUCACGUACCAGUCAAGUCUUCGCAUAUGAGAAAUGUAAAUGGAGCUGUUGCAACAGAGUGACCUAGCUGAUGUCAUUAUUUUAUUAUAAUAGUCAGACCAAAGGUGACAAAGGGACACGACCAGCCACAGCACAAUAGUUAUGUUUAGCAUCUGCUUGAAUCAGUGCUAUAUCUAUACCUCAGUUACAAGCAGGGAACUAUGAAGUGAUUUUUUUUGGAAAGUUUUUUGUUUGCUUUUUCUUAAAAUGUUAUUCAUUUGUAUUACUUUACAAAGACAGACUCAUCUGUCAUGAUAUCCUUAUCAAGCACGUCAUUGUAAGAACCAUGGUUGAAACCAAAACAUAGCCAGCAGUCAACUUGUAUUUGGUUGAACAAAAAACGGAAGCAACGCUAUUUGCAUAAAGAAGGGGGUUGCACAUCAGGAUUCAUGCCACUGUUUCAGUCAUUCAGUGCUGCUGAAAUCAUUGUGUUUUCCCUUUUCCUUUUUUUAUGAGGACAGUUGAGCUUCCUCGUUGAAAAUCAUACAGAGGUUAUUGUCUAAGCUUUUGUAUUGUUUUUGCCAUUCUGCACUGGUGUCUCAUAUCAUAGCAUGUGUACCUAAAAGGAAAACUAUAGCCCCAAAAUGAAUAUUUAAGCAACAGAUAGGUUAUAUCAAAUUAAGUGGCAUAUUAAAAAAAAUCUUACCAAACUGGUAUAUAUAUAUAUUUAAGUAAA